CAAAACAAACGGACCCAAGAAUGAAAAGAGUUCAAAUACGUUACGAUCAUAACGAACGAUCAUUACGAAAAGGGAAAACAACAUGUCUUGAGCGCUAAUUGAGAAUAAAUGACAAGAAAACUCACCGGUAUAGAUAAUUUUAUUUAUCAUGGACGAAGUUGUAGAUAAUUUUGCAUGGACUCGUCAGCUCGAAUGUCCACUGCCAUUAUACAAUGAAUCGGUGNAGAUUAUGCAAAGGAGUACUGGAGCUCCUGUGGGAAGACAUUUCUAAUUCUGCGUUUCCUAUAGCUGAAGCAUGUAAAAUAAGAAAGAACAUUUUACUGUACAAACUGAAGCAUGGAUUAACUGAUUCUUCAAUUUCAUCUGCAAGACAUCUGGAUCAGUUGAAAGUAAAAAAUAAUGCACUGAAACAACAGAUAUCCAUACUGGAAGAAGAAUAUGAAGAACAAGAUCAUACUGCUAGACAAAAAAUGCAACAGUUAAAGGAUAUAAAAAGCAAGUGUUCACUGAUCAGCAGGAGAAAGGAUUUGCUUAAAUUGAAACACAGUGAAACCAGCAAACAAGUGAAAGAUUGUGAUGACAUGAGACGAGUAUGCCAGCAUUUAAUGCCAAGCACUUCUAAAGAUAUAAAUCAACAGAGAUUGAGGGAAAAUUUGGAUAUAAUAGUAGACUUGCGUCGUUCAGCCACAGAUAAGAAACAAAUAUGGACAAAGAUAUUAAAUUCUCUUAGUAGUAUUGAUGUGCACACACUAUGGACACACUUGUAUCAAAUGCUGUCGCAAGAUUUAAAUAUAUUAAUGAAAUUGGAAACCAAGAAUGACUUUGAACACAAUUUAAAUGUAGUAGGCGAAAGUAUAGAUAUUGGUAUUGCAAGAGCAUCUGGUCAAUAUAUAUGCAUGAUAUCCAAACGCAUAUUAUCUAAUACUAAAAUUAACAUGUACCAACAACGUUUAAUGGAAUUUAUAGAACUAAUAGAGUCGUUAUCUCAUGAAGAUGUGAGCGCAUGGUUAGUUUUAAAGUUGGAGGUAAAAAAAUUAAAAACCGAACAGGCUUACCUACAAAACGAAGUUCAGCAAUUGAAGAACAUUAUUCAAGAAAAUUCCUUGCUCAAUCUCGAUAUAGCUCGAUUAACGACUGACAUAGAGACGAUUGACACACAGAUGAACAAAUAUAUAAAGGACAUUCAGCAAUCCAUAGCAAUUUUAAACUCUACUCCGAUGCUCAUAUUUAAAGGAAAAGAGAAGCUACAAUAUGAGUUGCAGAGGAUAGUAGCCUUACAGGCUGACAAUUAUGAUGCAAAUUGUGUGAAUAAUGCGUUGGAUAUCGAAUUGGACAUGUUUUACAAUAUCUUGGAUCUCAACGCUUUACGUAAAGUAAUGUUGAAGGGAGAUGUGGGACUGUACAGACACGCAGUCUGUGGACUCGACAAAGCCUCCAUCACGACGGUCAAUCCGCAAUAUUCGAGGAUCAAGUCUUACUUCCCGACAAUACAAAUGUCGAUAUAUUCUCUCAUAGAAUGCUAUAAAAACGUAACUGCCAAUAUGAUUUACACGAAGCUACACAAUUCGACUUCAACGGAAGAGAUUGAGUACACAGAUAAGUUAAUGUCGCCACAAGAAAAAUGUAAUUAUAAUAGUCUGGAAAUGCUGAACCUCGCUAAAAUCGCUUGCGAUCAGACACACGAAGAGAUCAAACAUUUUAAUGAAGUUUUAAGUGCUUGGACGAAUCAAAACAUACAAGAAGUAAUGGCACUCGACGAAACGACCGUGGACGGCGUAUCUUUUAAGGAUUGGUUGCAGCGUUACAAUUUAUUAUUAUACAUGAUACACACACAUAAAAAUAGCAAAUGA
Atta colombica is the source of this 1850-nucleotide messenger RNA. RefSeq lists its product as uncharacterized. The record is from RefSeq and is a predicted model, not a curated record. The coding region runs from base 213 to 1850 and encodes 545 amino acids. NCBI's taxonomy places the organism in Eukaryota, Metazoa, Arthropoda, Insecta, Hymenoptera, Formicidae. The transcript is spliced from 9 exons.